AUGGUAUCAAUAAAAUUCCGCAUCAUUCAGCCCGUCAGUCCGUCGAGGGAGGCUACGAUAGAGAUCGAAGCAAAGUUGCAUAUGGUAUCCUCCUUCACCUCCCUCUCCAUCUCCAAGCUAUUUACAUCGGCUUCUGAAACCAUAUGGAAACCUCAGAGGGGCCCGCAGCUUUUCGACACAUACAACGAGCCAACCACCUGCAUCUCAGCCGAGCCACACGAACAAGCCGUCAAGGACCCGGUACAGCAUUAUUUCGGUUGCAUUGAGAUCUGCCAGCGGCCCGAUUUCUUCCAGGAAUCGAAUCAUGUCUGGGUUAAUGAACGUGAAAUUGAGCGUAAGAAGCUCAGAAUGGCAAUGGAUAAUGCUCCCAGACCUCUUUCGACGGACGACAUUAACGCAAGGCUCAAUGAAACAAUGACAAAAAGGAUGCUCAGCGUGGCAAUAGCGAUCGAGGCCCGGUACAAACGAACGAAUGUGAUGCGCAGUGCUAUCAUGAAACUUCGUUCUUCAGGCGGACAACCAAGCCUCAUCUUCAACGUGGACAGAAGCCGUGAUAAGUGGAUGAGCUCCCAGGAGUUCAAAAACGGCAUUCCAAGGGUUCGGAAUUGGAGGAAAGGAGCUCAAGGGGGACACAGGCCAGUUGAUCCGGUAAACGCUAGAGAAUUCACUCUCUCCGACAGGAUCCAAACCGGACGCCAAGAGGUGCGACUCUUUAUCAGGCAGCAUGGAAUCAACAAGGGACAAAACCCAGAUCUCAGUGACCUCGAGUACAGCAUCGAGCGAGACGUCCACGCCCAUCUUAUUGAGUUUAAUGUUCAAGAGGCGAGUAUCCAAGCAUCAUCCGGUGCCGACUCAUCUUCCACCGGUAGACAGUUCUUGAAACCAGCCAACAACGAACUCACCGACGUUGGGGUCAAGGGCACGUUCCCAGACCAGCGCAUCUCCAUCAGUCGGUUACUGAACAAUGGGAGAGACCUGAAGAAGGAGCAAUGCGACCCGAAGGGCGACUGGAAUGUUUUACGGCGGGACAGAAACGAAGGCUUUGCGAAGCCCCGCAGGAUCCGAUAUCUCCAUGUCCCUUCAAACAAUAUGGCGUGGGUUGAGAAAAUCAUCGCAAACUACUAUGCGGAUUCAAACCCGGAUGUGAGAAGCAAAGUCCAGAGCCCAGGCAUUCAAUCAUCAACACAGCUGCUUCUGCGGCCUCAAUACUGGCAUGGACAACAGCAAGGGACUCGAAGUGGUAUUGUUCAUGCGAGACACAUGCGCCCCUUGUGUGAAAUGGUAUCGUCUGACACGGGCAAGAUUGAGCAGAGCUCAAAGAACAUUGCCCUGUUUAUGCCUUAUCUUCACUGGGAGACUAAUCGUGCACGACAAACGAUAUCAAGGAUGAUUGAUGGCAAGUCGGACCGGCAACGCCAAAAGGACCGAGCCAAAAAGGAACUGCAAAGAUUACGUCGUGUCGAGAGUCGAAGUGAACUUGCAAGGCCUGGAACUCAGAAAAAAGAAGGCAAAAAUGACCCCAAACCCACUGAUAGGAAGGAUCAAAAACAUUUUCUCGCUCGGGCGCGUCGGAUUACAAAUAUGAAAAGCCUGACAUCGACCGUUGAGCUGCUUCUGCCCCGGGGAGUAAACGCGAACGUGGGAAUCGACGAGACAGGGCGCCUACAAGUUAGCAGUGAGCUUGGCCAAUACCUCAUCGACGCGGCUCGACUUUUUGAGGCAAUGUCGAUGAUGAAAGACCGACAAAUGGUUGAACAAUAUCUGUUCCACGAAGCACCGCUUCAUCCCCGCCGAACCCUACGUCAAUGUAUCAAUAGAGGAUUCAAGUCAACAGUAUCGCGUGAUCAGGACCAAACAGUCUGUCAGGAGACCAGCUGUGAUGCUGAGCCUUUUUACAAGUUCGUAUCAUUACCACAUGACUUUAUGGGAUUGGGCCAGCGAAUCAUCAUCGAAAUCGAUAAAGCCAAGCAGCUGCGGCUACAACGUCUAUCGACAGCAAGGCCCUUGACCGAGCAUCACGCCUACGAUGACCAUUAUGGAUGCGAGGAAUGCAGGCAAAAUAUCAUGCAGGUGCAACGGCUGAUAAUGGUUGACCAGAUAUGGAUGUGGAUCCUUGACGAGCAAACCAUCAUCACGUCUUUCCCACAAAGCUGGCAAAGGAACGCCAAGCAGACCAUCAAUGGCAUUCACGAGUCCAUUCGUGCCCGGCUGAGACCCUUGGUGACGACGGAGAUUGACGACCAGGUUCAAUCCAUUUACGAAAGCCAAUUCCAAGUCCUGGAUACAUUUUCGGAGGUUAUCGGCCGAGUUAAACUACAACAAGAACUUCGCGAAGCAAUGGAUGAUCUGGAUGUAAUGAUUGACAUACACGACCAGCAAAAAGAUAUAAUUCGUCGAUUUUGCCAAUAUGCAGAGCACAAUUUAUCCCCAGAAGAGGAGAAACUGCGAAGGUUUAGAGAGCAGUCUAAGGAUCUUCUCUACAAGCUAGGCAACCAGCAAAACGAGUUGCAGAGAUUAAGGAAGUGGGCACAAAGUACAGCAGAAGCUAUGGACGACCUAAUUUUCCAGAAGCAGCAACAAGCCAGUCUGGUACAGGCAUGGGAAUCAGCAAGACAAGCCGAUGAAUCCACCAGCCAAGGGCGGGCGAUCAUGCUGUUUACUGUGGUGACCAUUGUCUUUGUACCUCUUUCCUUCAUCUCAAGCAUAUUCGGAAUGAAUAACAUUGAGUUCACUGGCCAAGGCCCAAUGACUCUGAACCAGCAGUUCAAACUCAUGUGUACGGUGAUCCCCCGCCACGUUUCACAGACUUUUGUGUGGAUUUGA
Messenger RNA from Neurospora crassa OR74A, 2823 nucleotides. RefSeq lists its product as hypothetical. Gene Ontology annotation, biological process: transmembrane transport; metal ion transport. Gene Ontology annotation, cellular component: membrane. NCBI's taxonomy places the organism in Eukaryota, Fungi, Ascomycota, Sordariomycetes, Sordariales, Sordariaceae. Gene Ontology annotation, molecular function: metal ion transmembrane transporter activity. Bases 1 to 2823 code for a protein of 940 amino acids. The transcript is spliced from 10 exons. The record is from RefSeq and is a predicted model, not a curated record.